Molecule: messenger RNA, 1754 nt
Organism: Serpula lacrymans var. lacrymans S7.9
Lineage: Eukaryota; Fungi; Basidiomycota; Agaricomycetes; Boletales; Serpulaceae
Exons: 5
Coding region: 90-1667 (525 amino acids)
Biological process (GO): lipid metabolic process
Cellular component (GO): membrane
Molecular function (GO): oxidoreductase activity, acting on paired donors, with oxidation of a pair of donors resulting in the reduction of molecular oxygen to two molecules of water
Source: RefSeq, a predicted model, not a curated record
ACAGCCAAGGUACUUAACUUGUAGUACUUAACCAACCAGUACUAGUGCUUCAUCCUGAGCUUGAGGACCAUUCCAAGCAACAAUCACAGAUGGGUUCCACCAAACCACUAUGGACCCGAGAGCAGGUCGCAGCUCAGAUUGUGGCUGGCAAAACGCUGGUCAUUUACAACAAGCUACUUCUCUCCAUCCCCCAAGCAUGGCUGGACGCUCACCCCGGUGGUUCUCUCGCAAUUCUUCACUUUGUAGGACGCGAUGCAACGGAUGAAAUAGACGCGUACCACUCGGAUAUCGCGUUACAGCGGCUACUCAAGUACUAUGUAGUGGGAACGGUGGAGACGACAGAGCACGGCUGGGAACCAUUCGUUCCACCCACAAUGAUCGGUUGGACCAGGAAAGCUGGUAGAGAUGGUAAACUAGAAUGGUUCCGCGAAGCAAACACCGCGCACAGCACCGUCCCUUCUGAGGUUCUUCUCGUCGGCACAGGCGACAGCACGCUGGCACAAACUCGCGGACCAACUAUGUCUGAUCUAAUUCUUCCUCCAACUGAGUUAUCUCUCAAAGUACAAUCACAGCACUCUGCAGCUUAUAAACGACUUCACAAACGUAUCAUCGAUGCUGGUCUAUAUCAAACUCGCUAUGCCACGGGCUAUGGCCCUGAAAUUGCUCGCUAUACCCUCUUGGCCAUUGUAUCGGCUGUCGCUUAUACCCAUAACUGGCUCAUAACAAGCGCCGUCUGUCUUGGUUUACUAUGGCAUCAGCUUGUCUUUACUGUACAUGAUUUGGGACACAUGGGCGUCACGCAUAACUGGACGGUAGAUCGUCUGAUCGCUAUCAUACUUGCAGAUUUUAUUGGUGGCUUGAGUGUCGGUUGGUGGGUUGAUAAUCACAAUGUACAUCACUUGGUAACAAACCAUCCUUCACACGAUCCUGACAUCGAACAUUUACCCUUCCUGGCUAUAUCGACUGCAUUUUUCAAUUCGUUAUGGUCAUCUUAUCACAAACGUAUCAUGACUUUCAAUCGCUUUACUGCUUUCAUAGUUUCUUUACAACACAAGCUUUUCUAUGUCCUUUUGGGGUUCGGUCGGUUUAACCUAUAUGCGUUAGCCUACGGAUUUCUAUUUCGGAAAGCUUUCGAUCACAAGCGAGCCAAGGGCGGACGUUGGUCAUGGUGGCUUGAAAUUAUAGGCUUAUUAUUUUUCUGGACCUGGUUUGGAGCGGUGUUGAUAGGCUGCGGAAGCUGGUCUAAAGCGUUGACUUAUCUGCUGGUCAGUCACGUCGUGACGACUCCUUUGCACGUUCAGAUCGUCCUUUCCCAUUUCUCAAUGUCAACCGAGGACCUUGGACCUAUGGAGUCGUUCCCACACCGUCAGCUGAGGACAACUACGGACGUCAUCUGUCCCCCAGCACUCGCCUUCCUUCACGGUGGCUUACAUCUUCAAGUUACUCAUCAUCUCUUUCCGCGUCUACCACGACAUAAUCUUCUCCAAGCUAGCGUCUUUGUGAAAGAAUUCGCCAAGGAGCAAGGGCUUACUUACGCCGAGUUUGGGUUUGUGGGUGGAAAUAAGCAGGUACUCGAUGUCCUCAAAGGUGUCGCGGAUCAGGCCCGGAUCAUGAGUAUGGUAACAGAGAGCGAGAUUAGAGGUGCUAUGGAGAAAAAAGGACAGUAGUAUUACAUAAGUGGACUUUUUCAUAAAUUGAGCGCUGUUUAACACCCUUUUAUCUGUAUACUGAAACUUCGCUUGCAGUUCAAGGUU